AUGUUGUCUAAGAAAGCUAGUUGUGAGUCACACGGCCAAGACUCUUCCUACUUCUUGGGGUGGCAGGAAUAUGAGAAGAAUUCUUACCAUGAAGUUCAAAAUACCACCGGAAUCAUUCAAAUGGGACUCGCAGAAAAUCAGCUUUCGUUUGAUCUUCUGGAGUCAUGGCUUGAAAGCAAUUCUGAUGUGCUGGCGUUGAAGCGAAAGGGAAGAUCUGUAUUCAGAGAACUGGCUCUCUUCCAAGACUACCAUGGCUUUCCCGAUUUCAAGAAUAGAUUGGUGGAGUUUAUGGCAAAAUUAAGAGGCUUUAAAGUAGCUUUUGACCCUAACAAGCUCGUGCUUACCGCCGGCGCAACUUCUGCCAAUGAGAUUCUAAUGUUCUGCCUCGCUGAACCCGGUGAAGCUUUCCUUCUUCCUACCCCAUACUACCCAGGGUUUGAUAGAGACCUCAAGUGGCGUACUGGAGUUGAAAUUGUUCCAAUACAUUGCACGAGUGCGAAUGACUUCAGAAUUACUGCGUGCGCACUGGAGAAUGCUUAUCAACAAGCCCAAAAACUCAAUUUAAAGGUUAAAGGGGUGUUGGUGACGAAUCCUUCAAACCCUUUGGGCACGACAAUGAACCGGGAAGAACUUAGCCAUCUUAUUGAUUUUGCUAUCACUAAAAAAAUCCAUGUAAUAAGUGAUGAGAUUUACUCAGGAACAGUUUUUGACUCCCCCUCCUUUACAAGCAUUUCAGAAGCUUUGAUGGAGGCAAGUAGUGAUGACGCUGACGUGUGUAACCGCAUUCACAUUGUUUACAGCCUCUCGAAGGAUCUUGGUUUGCCGGGAUUUCGGGUGGGCAUGAUUUACUCCUACAAUGAAACAGUUGUUGCCGCAGCUACAAAGAUGUCAAGCUUUGGACUUGUUUCUUCUCAAACUCAGUAUUUGCUCUCCAACAUACUCUCCGACAAGAAAUUCACUGGAAAAUAUAUAAAGGAGAAUCAAAGGAGGAUCAGAGGAAGGAAGGAAAUGCUUGUUGCCGGCCUUCGUGGUGCGGGUAUUAAGUGCUUGAAGAGCAAUGCCGGUUUGUUUUGCUGGGUGGACAUGAGGCACCUGUUAAGCUCCGACACGUUUGAAGCAGAGAAAGAGCUUUGGAAGAGGAUUCUUUUCGGAUUCGGGUUGAACAUCUCUCCCGGAUCUUCCUGCCAUUGCUCCGAGCCGGGUUGGUUCAGAAUGUGUUUUGCAAACAUAUCCCAAGAAACAUUGAGGGUGGCAUUGCGACGCGUCGAGGCCUUGGUAGAAUCCAUGGAUUCUACCAAGGCCUCGACGCUUCGCAAUGCCACUUCAACCACCUCCGGCGCCGGCGGAGAUAAUUUCAACCACCACCACCACCGGCGAACCGUUCGGAACUCGAGAAGAAGCUGGUCACUUUCCAAGUGGGUCUUGCCUUCACCAUACGAUGAUCACGAAACAGCCGACCGUUAG
Messenger RNA from Corylus avellana, 1464 nucleotides. RefSeq names its product 1-aminocyclopropane-1-carboxylate synthase 11 (gene ACS11). NCBI's taxonomy places the organism in Eukaryota, Viridiplantae, Streptophyta, Magnoliopsida, Fagales, Betulaceae. The record is from RefSeq and is a predicted model, not a curated record. Gene Ontology annotation, molecular function: transaminase activity; pyridoxal phosphate binding. Gene Ontology annotation, biological process: biosynthetic process; amino acid metabolic process.